Vicia faba (fava bean) is the source of this 885-nucleotide messenger RNA. Lineage: Eukaryota; Viridiplantae; Streptophyta; Magnoliopsida; Fabales; Fabaceae. The record is from the annotation of a GenBank genome assembly.
AUGUCGGAUUUAUCGAAGGAUAUAUCUAAGGAUUUAUCGAAGGAUUUAUCUAAGGAUUUGUCUAAGGAUUUAUCAAAAGAUUUAUCGAAAGAGGAAUCGGUUCAAAUCAGAGAGGUUUGGAACGAUAAUCUCGUAGAGGAAUUCGCGUUGAUCCGUGAAGUUGUUGAUGAUUUCAACUAUGUAGCUAUGGAUACAGAGUUUCCUGGUGUUGUUCUUCGUCCUGUAGGGGUUUUCAAGCAUAUCAAUGAUUUUAACUACCAGACUUUGAAGGAUAACGUUGAUAUGUUGAAGCUGAUUCAGUUAGGUUUAACUUUCUCUGAUGAGAACGGAAACCUACCUACUUGUGGCACUGGGAGUCCUUGCAUCUGGCAGUUUAAUUUCCGCGAGUUUAAUGUUAGUGAGGAUAUAUUCGCGGCUGAUUCAGUUGAGCUUUUGCAUCAGUGUGGGAUUGAUUUCACGAAGAAUAAUGAGAAAGGGAUUGAUGUGAACCGAUUCGGAGAGCUUCUUAUGUCGUCCGGGGUUGUGUUGAAUGAUAACAUGCAAUGGGUGACUUUUCACAGUGGAUAUGAUUUUGGUUAUCUGUUGAAGCUUUUGACUUGCAGAACUUUGCCCGAUACCCAAUCGGGGUUCUUUGAUUUGAUCAACAUUUAUUUUCCGUUGCUGUAUGAUAUAAAACAUUUGAUGAAAUUCCGUAACAGUUUACAUGGUGGGUUGAACAAGCUCGCGGAGUUGUUGGAGGUUGAGAGGAUUGGUGUUUGCCAUCAAGCGGGAUCGGAUAGUUUACUCACUGCUUGUGCAUUUAGGAAAUUGAGGGAUACUUUCUUCAACGGCGAAACGGAGAAGUAUUCUGGUGUGUUGUAUGGAUUAGGUGUUGAGACUGACUAA